Molecule: messenger RNA, 462 nt
Organism: Papaver somniferum (opium poppy)
Lineage: Eukaryota; Viridiplantae; Streptophyta; Magnoliopsida; Ranunculales; Papaveraceae
Product: protein ASPARTIC PROTEASE IN GUARD CELL 1-like
Exons: 1
Coding region: 1-462 (153 amino acids)
Biological process (GO): proteolysis
Molecular function (GO): aspartic-type endopeptidase activity
Source: RefSeq, a predicted model, not a curated record
AUGUUUUACGUCGCAAAGGUUGGUUUAGGUACGUUUCCAGGUAGACGACAACCAUUCAAUAAUUACUAUUUGAUGGUUGAUUCAGGUAGUGAUGAGACGUGGGUUCAAUGCGAAGGUGCCACUGAAGCUUUUAAUCAAGAUAUGUCACUUUAUCCUUGGAAUUUGUCAACUACAUAUCAUUAUGUGCCUUGUAAUACACAUACUCAUUGCGUGAAAGAAAACUGCAAUUCUAAUGGUCAAUGCACUUAUACAACUGACUACGCGAGUGGAUCAUCAUUAUUUGGUAUCUUUGCUGUAGAAAAAUUCACUCUAGGUUCCGAUACUGGUGGAUUUGAAAAUAUUGAAUUACACACGGGUUGUGGUUUCCGUCAAGAGAACUUUGAAAAUUUUAUCGGUAAUAAUCAUUUACAUGGUAAACCAGAUAUUAUUGCAGGAAUACUAGGGUUAGGAUCCGGAAAAUGA